This is a messenger RNA of Aplysia californica (California sea hare), 396 nucleotides long. Its product is annotated as 40S ribosomal protein S21. The coding region runs from base 64 to 315 and encodes 83 amino acids. Gene Ontology annotation, biological process: endonucleolytic cleavage in ITS1 to separate SSU-rRNA from 5.8S rRNA and LSU-rRNA from tricistronic rRNA transcript (SSU-rRNA, 5.8S rRNA, LSU-rRNA); translation; endonucleolytic cleavage to generate mature 3'-end of SSU-rRNA from (SSU-rRNA, 5.8S rRNA, LSU-rRNA). The transcript has 6 exons. The record is from RefSeq and is a predicted model, not a curated record. Gene Ontology annotation, cellular component: ribosome; cytosolic small ribosomal subunit. Lineage: Eukaryota; Metazoa; Mollusca; Gastropoda; Aplysiida; Aplysiidae. Gene Ontology annotation, molecular function: structural constituent of ribosome.
UGUUUGUUUCUUCGGCCUUUCCACUUCCCGUUGUGAUCAGGAAGAUUUGUAACAGCAAUUACCAUGCAGAACGACGCAGGAGAUUUCGUUGAUCUUUUCCUUCCCCGCAAAUGCUCUGCGAGUAACCGCAUCAUUGCUGCAAAGGACCAUGCCUCUAUCCAGUUGAACAUCGCUGAGGUUGAUGAAACAACUGGCAGAAUGACUGGCGCCUACAAGACCUACGCUAUCUGUGGAGCCAUCCGUAGAAUGGGCGAGUCUGACGAUUCCCUCAUCAGGUUGGCCAAGCGAGAUGGAGUCAUUGCCAAGAACUUCUAGAGACACUGGCGUGUGAGCAAGUACAAGGAUAUUGUACCUGGUCUGUCACAGUGGCAAUAAAAAUGAAUGGUCGUAAAUACA